AUUUCCAACCGGGUGCUAGCAAAUCACAAAGCCAGAAACCGCUGUAACGUUUUCAAAGCCUCGCAUGAGCGUCGAACUACGGCCAGAACCUUUUCGGAACAAGGAAUUGCAGGCGUCGGCCCCAAAAUGAAGCCCGACGCAGCAUCAGAGCCAAUUCGGGUGAGCCUCCGCGUCCGCCCGUUGCGCUCCGAUGAGGUUCGCGGCGGCACGGCCUGGGAGCUGGACCCACAACGUUGUACCGUCCAGCAAAAGCCUGAGAAGUCGGUGCUGGACGUCUUCCGCUCCUUCGGCUCGUCAACGGCCUCCGCCGACCGGCGCCGCCAAGGCAAGUCCUACCAGCUAGACCAGAUAUUCGGACCAGACGUCUGUACCGCCCAUGUAUACGACACGGUGGUCCGGCCCAUGGUGGCGAGUCUGGUCAACGGAGUCAACGCCACGGUUCUUGCCUUCGGUCAGACGGGCAGCGGCAAGACGCACACCAUGAUGGGGGGUAGCACUGGCGGGCCGCCAUCCGCGACAACAGCAGCAGCAGGCGCGGCCACGACCUCUGCUGGCGAUGCGGGGGGUAGCAAUGGCCGCCGCAGCCGCAAUGAAAGCGGCAACGAGGCAAGCGGCACCGCCCCUACUGAAGUUGGAACUGCCGCUGCCAGCAACAAUCACACCACGAACGCGACCAACACGGCGGUGGUGGCGGCGGCUGUUGAGCCGGGUCUUAUUCCCCUGGCUGUGGCUGACGUGUUUGCGCGGCUGCGGGGUAUGGCUGCGGAGCGCGACGCCACCGUGACGGCCAGCUACGUCGAGAUCUACAACGAGGAGAUUAAUGACUUGCUCGACCCAGUUCGCAAUCGCAACAUGAAAAUCAUCAGCGCGGGCGACGAGCUAGCUUCCUACAGCUCCGGGCCCGCCGCCGCCGGCUCCUCUGCCAGCGGCAGCGGCGCCAGCGGCAGCGGCUCAUCGCUGAUGCCGGUGCUGCCGGGGCUGCGCGAGGUGGAGGUGGCGGCGGCUGCUGACGUGGCGGCGCUGCUGGCGGCGGGCCAGGCGGCGCGGCACGUGGGCGCCACGGCGCUGAAUGAGCGCAGCAGCCGCUCACACACCGUGUUCCGACUGGUGGUGGAGAGCCGCCCCGUUGCCGUACAGCGGCAGCCGGCCGACGCCUCCGCCUCGGCCUCCGCCUUACACAGCGCCCGCAGCAGCUUCAGUGGCAGCGCCAGUGUCGGUGCUGUUGCUGGCGGCGGCACGCGCUCCUGCCCCGCAUCCGCGGGCAUCCCCCUCGCCUCGGCUGAGCCGCAGCCGCCGCCGUCGCCGUCCCUGACCGCAGCCCCGGCAGCAGUCGCCGCCUCAGCAAGUGUCACGCCAGGCCGCCAGGGCCCACAGGGCCCACACGGCCAUCAGGGCCAUCAGGGCGUGUUUCGCUCCACACUGGUCCUGGUUGACCUGGCGGGAAGCGAGUGCGCGGCCAGGUCGGGUGCUGAGGGCGUGCGGCUCAAGGAGAGCGGCGCCAUCAAUAAGUCGCUGCUGACGCUGCGGAACGUGGUGGCCAAGCUGGCGGAGGGCGCGGCGGAGAGCGGCGCGCACGUGCCGUACCGCGACUCCAAGCUGACGCGGCUGCUGCAGCCGGCACUGGGCGGCAACACCCAGACCGCCAUCAUCGCCACCAUUGCGCCGGGGCCCGCACAAGUCAGCGAGAGCCACAACACGCUGGAGUUUGCCACGGCUGCAAAGCGCAUCACCAACCGAGUGGAGGUCAACUCAGUGCCCGCCGACCCCGCGGCGGCGGCGGCGGCGCUGGUGGCGCGGCAGGCACGGCAGAUCGAGGAGCUCAAGCGCCAGCUACUGGAGAUCAGGACUUGCAGCGCCCGCAGCGCCACCGUCAGCGGCCUGGGGGCCUCCGCCGCCAGCCCCACCGCCAGCGGCCGCCUGCGCCGCUCCUCCGCAGUCGACUACGGCCACGGCCACAUACACGGCGCCGCCACGCCGCCGCCGGGCCUAAGCGCAGGCUACGGCCGGCCACAGCUGCACGCGGGCAUGGCGGGCUCGCGCUCCGGCGGCGUGCGGCGCUCGGCGGACUUCAGCUCGGCGCUGUCGGCCUGCGGCAGCCGCCUGGGCGCCGGAGCCUUCGCGGGCGCGCUCGGCCCUGCAGCAACGGCCGCGGGCGAUAGCGCCAGUGCGCCUCGCGGGCUGUGGCUGGAGGAGACGGCCUCCGGCAGCGGCUGGGUAGACGCACGCGGCUGCUUCACGCCGCGGUCCGCCACCACGGCCGACGGCGGCGUCAGUCCCGGCGGCAGCAGCAGCGUCCUGGCCUCGCCCAGCCUGAGCUUCGGUGCGCGGCGGCGGGUGCUGCGGACGGAGGAGGGGGAGGCGGACUCGUCACCGGAGAUUGUGGAGCGGGAGGACGUGGAGGAGCAAAGCAAAGCGACCGCCGCUAUGAGCAGCGCCGCCGCUGCCACCGCGGCCGCAGCCGCGAGCAAGCUGCGGGAGAUUGCGGAGGAGCAGGAGGCAGCAGCGAGGCGGGAGCGCGAGCAGCAGCAGGAGCUGCUGCGGCAGCAGCGGGAGGCGCGGGCGGCGCUGGAGGCGGAGAAGGUGGAGCGAGAGGAGGCGCUGGCGGCGGCGCGGGCGCGUGUGUCCUACCUCGAAGCCCAGGCGAGCGCGCACUGCCUGGAGCUGCAGCAGGUCAGGAGCGAGUGCGAGGCCGCAGCGGCGGCAGCAAUCGCGACGGCUGCUACAAAGUACAAAGCUGAGCAAAUCACAGCAGCACAGGAGGCAGCGGUUCAUUUGGCGGCAGUUGAGGCGGCGGCGCAAGAAGCCGCCACCGCCGCAGCAGCCCGGGAAUCGGCGCUGCGGGAGGCGCUGGCGGCGGCACAGGCCACAUCGGCGGAGGCAGCAGCAGCCGCGGAGCAGGCGCGACUUGAGCUGCGGGCUCGGGAGUCAUCUGCCGGCGCCCCGGCCAGUGUGUCGGUGCAGCUGUCACCGAUCAAGUCCCCAGUCAACGGGAGCUCUCCCGUCUCCAAACGGAACCUGUUCGGCCGCUGGCAGACGGACCCGGUGCCUGUGCUGGGCAGCCCUCCCGGCGGCGUCCAGCCCGGCAGUGCCCGGGCCCUGGGCGGCGACAGCGCCGGCGGCGUCAGUGGCGACAGCGGCGCCGGCUCGAGUGUGGGCAGCUGUGCCUCGGGCAGCGUCAGCAAGCACACGUCUCGCCGCACCAGCGCCGCACUCGACGACCACCACCACCCCGGCCACCACCAGCACCAGCAGCACCGCUUGCCGCGCCUGCGUCUGCCUCUGCCCGCAUGCCUGGGCGGCGGCGCCGCGGCUGAGGCGCAAGCCGAGGCGGAGGCGGAGGCCCGGGCGCGGGACGCGGCGGCGGCGGCCGAGCGGGUGCAGCAGGAGGAGGAGCGGCAGCGGUUGGUGGUGGCGCUGGCGUCCGUAACCGUGGAGCGCGACGUCGCGCUCUCCGAGGCAGAGGCGCGUGGCGCCGAGUGUGAGGGGCUGCGGGCGUCGCUGGCGGCAAGCCGCUCCGACGGCGCCGCCGCCAUUUCGAUGGCCAAGGCGUCUGCCCAGGUGGAGGUGGAGGCGGCGAGGCGCACGCUGGCGGAGGCUGAGGCGGCGCGGGCGCAGCUGGAGGAGGCGCUGCAUGCGGCGCGGGAGGACGCGGCGGCGGCGGCGGCGGCGCAGGCGGAGGAAGUGGCGGCGGCCGCCGUGGGGGCGCAGCGGGCGCUGGAGGCACAGGUGGCGGCGUUGACGUCGGACCGGACGGCGGCGAAGGCCGGUGCCGCGGAAGCGCUGGCGGCGGCGGAGCAGAAGGCAGCAGCGUCAGUGGCGGCAGUGGAGCUGCGAGCAGCCACGUCUACGGCGGCGGCGCAGGCGGCAUGCGAGGCGCUGGCGGCGGCGGAGCGGCGUGCCGGGGAGAGGGAGGCGGCGCUGCGGCGUGAUGCCACGGAGGCGCGCGCGGCAGCGGAGGCCGCUACCGCCGCUGCCGCUGCAGCCGCGCUGUCAGCGGCGGCGGAGCGCGAGCAGCUGCUGACGCGGCUGCUGGUGGCAGAGGCGGCAUCGGCGUCGGCUGAGUCCUCUGUGGUGGCGGCGGAGGCGCGGGCGCAGCAGCUGGCGCAGGCGCUGGAGGAUGAAGUGGAGAGGGAGCGCAGCCUAGAGGCGGAGGUGGGUACGGGUCGGUCGGGCCUGGCGGCGGCGGAGGCGAUGCGUGAGGACUUGAAGCGGCAGCUGGAAGAGGCGGAGGCCGCCGCAGCUGCGGUUAAGGUGAGGUUUGAAGAGGAGCUGGCGGCGGCGGCGGCGAGGGAGCAGCGGCUUACGGAGCAGCUGGCGGCAGCUGAGGCCGCUGCGGUGGCGGCUGCAGAGUCGUUGGCAGUUGCGAAGGGGGCCGCCGAGGGCGCCGCUGAGGCCGCCGCGCAGCAACUGGCGACUGCGGAGGCGCGCUGUGCGGCGCUCGUGACAGAGGUCAGCGGGAGUGCAGCGAAGGUGGAAGAGCUGCAAAAGCAGCUUGCGGCAGCAGCAGAGCAGGCAGCUUCGGCGGCGGCCGCAGCCGCUGCAACGCUGGCUGCACGCGAAGAGAGCGCUGCAGCGGCGACGUCGGCGGCGGCCGCGCAGGCGGCGGAGAAGGAGCGCGCCGCCGCGGCCGCGGCACGAGCGCAUGGGGAGGCGCUGGCGUCUCGUGACGCGGUGACGUCCGCGCUUCGGGACCAGCUGGCGGCCAUGGACGCGGAGGCGAAGCGGUCGGCGGCGGCGCUGGAGGCAUCGCAGGCCUGGGUCACUGACCUGCGCCAGCGCCUGGCGGCGGCCGAGGCGGCGGCGGCGGCCGCCGCCACGCGGCACGACGAGGCGCUGGCGGCGGCGGCGGCCCGGGAGAAGCAGCUAGGUGAGCGGCUGGCGGCGGUGGAGCAGCAGCUUAAGGCCGGCGCCGCCACGGUCGCCGCCGCCGCCUCUCGGCUCAAGGGAAUGGACACAGAGGUCGCUCGGGAGCGCGCGGCGGCGGCGCGCCAGGCCGUGACGUCGUACGCCGCCGCCUCUACGGAGGAGCGGCGUGCGCUGGAGGCGGCGGCGCAGGUGGCGGCGGCGGAGGCCGGCGGCGCCGCCGCGGAGGCGGCGGCGCGCGCGGAGGCGGCGGAGGUGCGGUGCGGCGAGCUGGCGGCGGCGCUGGCGGCUGCGAAGGGCCGGGUGGCGGAUGCAGACAGGGAGCUGGCGGCUCGGGAGGCGACGCUGUUGGAGCUGGCAGCGGAGUUGGAAAUCUUCAAGAAGAAGCAGGAGGCGGUGGACGCCGACACGGAGGUCUUGCGCGGGCAGCUGCGGCGCCAGGCGGCGGACGCGGCGGCGGCGGCGGAGGCGCUGCGUGAGCGCGAGGCGGCGCUGACGCGGCUGCAGCGGGAGCACAUGGACAAUGUGCUGUUCGAGCAGAGCGCCGUGCGGCAGCGCAUGCUGCUGUAGGGAUAAGUGCUGUCAAGUGGUGCGGAGGCAGCUUACUUGAGAGCUUGGUGCGUGAGGCAUUGUGCACAAGACAUUUGAGUGGGAACGGGCAAGUCUGCAGGAGCUGUCGGUGUGUUGCGAAAUUUGCAAAUGCAAUAUUUUGUUCGUGUGUGCUGCUGUGAUGUGACAGAGCUGCGCAUGGCAACUUGCCAGAGUGAAGCUCUGAGUGAAGCUGGUUUGCCUCAGCACUGUCUCGCCUCCUAGUCUAACUUAAUAAAGCUCAGGCUAGCCUGGCCUGGCCUGCUUUUGGUAACGGCUCUUGUAAAAAUGCCAUAUGCGCGGCCGGUCCGUUGCUGGGGGGUGCGCGGGCAGGCGGUGAGCGUGCGCGUGAUGUGUGCAGGUGAGCAUGGUGACCCCUCGCAUGCGUAUUGGCGAGUGAGACUGUGAGGGAGUUGCAUAAGUGCAUUGGUGCUUCGUGCUUUCAUCGGGAGGACCGUAUGUGAUUGCGCGUCGACCUAACAACAGACCGGUGCAGGUGCAUGAGCAACCGUUUAGCGCGCCUAUGAGCGUCCUUGUGAACCAACUUGUGAACCACAUACUGACUGCAGCACUGUAUGAUUGAUACGUUCGUAAGUUUGUGCAGGGAUGAGAUGCAGAAGCCGAACAAAUGCAAUGCAGGCGGCUGCCGGGGACCCGUGUAGCUCGUACCCAUGUAGCCUGGUAUGCAACGGUGAAGGCUGCCCGGGAAAUAAGACAGUGGUACGCUAAUUCCAAGAAAUGUCAGGCGGCGCCGGGGAAAGAGGGAGUAGCCGUUCGAGGAAAACGGGGUGAUGAAAUCACAAGCACGGAGUGCUGACGUGGACGUAGUCCAGCAGGAGCAGGGCUGUACGGACUCAUACAGCUUGCGGUUAAGACUUGGGCAGCGCAGGGCAGCGCCUGAAAUACUCCUAUAUGUCAUGAUGCACUGUGGGACACGCUGAGUGAGUGAGUAAUACAGGCGGUCCCUUACCAGGUUCACAGGUCACUCCCCUGAGGCUCUGCCCCAUCACACCUGGCACACAAGCUAGCCUGACAUGCAGACUUCCAACAACGUGUGCGUACGAUUUUAGUCACCUGGUAUGCAACUGAGUAGGCUGCCUGAUGGCCGGUUGCGUGAGUGCGUGACAGGAGGACUCGCCUAGACCGGGGCCAGAAGUGGCCAUCCCGCGACACCGGGAUUACUGCGGGAUGUGUCACUGUAGAGGAAACGCCGUAAAAGGAAUGGAUGACGAGCUGGGGCUAUCCUUAGGGCAUGUGGGACUUACGCGCCUUCCUCCCACAGUCGCCCAUGUUUU
Molecule: messenger RNA, 6746 nt
Organism: Chlamydomonas reinhardtii
Lineage: Eukaryota; Viridiplantae; Chlorophyta; Chlorophyceae; Chlamydomonadales; Chlamydomonadaceae
Exons: 15
Coding region: 127-5433 (1768 amino acids)
Biological process (GO): microtubule-based movement
Molecular function (GO): microtubule binding; ATP binding; microtubule motor activity
Source: RefSeq, a predicted model, not a curated record